AUGGAGGCGUCAGAGCGACGCCCCCUCGUGGCGUCAGAGCGACGCCCCCUCGUGGCUCGCGCAGUCAGGUCCAGCGACCACACGAGCGCAGAUUCAUCGUCGCACCGCUCUUCGCAGCGCUCUUCGCACAGCCAUCGCAGUCACGACCUCCAUCCGUUGACGAGCAUCGUCGUAUUCUGCGGCUAUGGCGUCGCACUCCUCCUCGCAUUCAACGUCAUGCGAUUGGGGCCUGCGUUGCCCUCGUCGCAUCCCGUCGCAGCGUGCGACGCCUCGCGUGGUGACACGUGCGACUGGGCGACCCACGCGACCCACCAGCUGCUGCACCGCCCGUGGAGCCCUCCCGUGGCGGCGCUGGCCGUGCUGGGGUUCGCGCUGCUCUUGCUCCGCGCGCUUUCUGGGCAGGCGGCGCGAGUGCGCGCUCUGGAGAUGCGUUUGCGAGGGGCGAAGGGGGAACAGGCGGUUGAACAGGAGCGGGUGAGCAAGGGGGAAGAGGAGGAGAAUAUGGUGGAGAAGAAAGGGUGGAUAGGAAAAGAGAUUGACGGAGGGGAGGAGGAGAGUGCGAGAGCGAGAGGUGCGGAUGCAGGCACGGCGGUUGGCGCAUUGGUCUCACGCGAUGGGGACAUGGCUACGCGAGCUGCUGUCGACCUGCUGGUCCACGGGAUAGCCGCGCCCAUGAGAGGCGCGCUGGGCAUGCUGCGCCUGCUGGCGGCGACCGUGCGCGACCCCAUGUACCUCGACCUCAUCCACUCGCUCCACGCCUUCGCCGCGCACCUCACCCGCCUCGCCGCCGCCGCCAGCGCCACGUGGCGCGCGCAGGCCGGCCCGCUGCCCGUGGUGACGUCAGCGGUGGACGUGCGGGGGGUGGCGGACGAGGUGGUGGCGGCGGUGGGCGGGGAGGCGCGCGAGAAGGGGUUGGAGCUGGCGUGCCUCGUCAUGGACGACGUGCCCCCGCUGCUGCUCUCCGACUCCCUCCUCCUCAAACAGCUGCUGCUGUGCGUGGCGGCGGCAGCAGUGCAGCGCACGGAGCAGGGCCACGUGCUGCUCUGCGUGCGCCUGCUGCACCCCCAAGAGGCCCUCCACCGCCAGCAGCAGCAGCAGAAGAGGGGCGCGCAUGAGAAGCACCAAGUGGUGGCAGCGAUUGAGAAUGCGGGCGUGCAACCGAGGCACGGCGAGGACAACAGCCUGCUCCUGCCGCCCUCACGCAUGCCCCUCCCACCGCCCACCCACCACCACCCUCUCUCCCCGCCCCCCACCACAGCAUCCGCUUCUGCCUCCGCGGCCCCUUUCCCCUCCGUGUUCUCCGCGCCCUCCUCCCCUUCCUCCCUCUUCUCCAGCCCGGACCUCCUCGGGCUGGGCGGCAUCGCUCGUCGUCUAGCAGCCUAUGCUGCUCCGUGGAGCGAGCAGGGGGGGCAGGAACAGGCUGACAGCGGGGCGGGUGUGUUUGCAUCGCUCUCCGCUGAUGCGUGGCUGCAGCAGGGGGGAAUGGCGCACAGCGAUGCCUAUGAGCACCGCCAGCAGCAGCGGCAGACGCAUCAACAGCAGAAUCGCCAGCAAAGGCAGGAGCAGCAGCGCUUCCAGCAGCAGCAACAGCAGAAUGAGCAGGAACAGGUGCAGAGGGACGGGGGAAAGGACAGUUUGAGUGGGAGGCGGGUGGUGGACGGGCGGUGCAGCUGGGGCGCGCUGAGGCGGCUGCUGGACGACCAGGAGAGCCGAUUCGCUGCUGCCGUCGCACACGCUGUUGCUACUGGCAGUGCCGGUGCUGCUGCUGGCGGUGGCGGUGGCGGUGCGGUGGCGGUGGCGGUGGCGGUGGCAGCAGCAGUGGGAUGGGGCAGCCUGGCGACCUCUCUGGGCGGCUCCCUCUCACUCACCACAGCACCCGCCAUCGGCACCACCAUCGCUCUCUCCAUCCCCAUGGCCCUUCCCCCUCUCGCCCCCACUCCCUCCUCCUCCCCCGCCCUCCUCCCCUCCGCGCCAUCACCUCCCCCUCCCCAUGCGCCUCUUCCCCCUGCCUUCCGCCCCGCCUCUGCGCCCUCCUUCCCCCGUGCGGGGGGGAGCAGCGGCAGCGAGGGGGGGUUGGCGGCGCUGGUGGGGUUGUGGGAGAGCGUGGGGGCGGACGGCGGGCUGUGGGAGGCCAUGGGACUGGGGGGAGGCGCGGGGCAGGGCGGGGGGGCAAGGGAUUCCGGUGCUGCUGCAGCAGGGGAAGGUGCAGAGGAAGGGGGCGCAAGGGGGGGCGCACGUGAGGGGAAUGGGGGGGGAGCUGGUGGUGAGGGCGGGGGCAGGGGGGCGUGGAUGGGGGAGGUGGGGGUGAGGGAGGUGGGGGCGGCGGAGAGGAGGGCGGUGAGGGAGAUGGGGGCGGUGGGGGGGGUGGGGGGCGAGCAGUGGGAGGUGGUGGCGCCGCUGGUGGAGCAGGUGCAGGGCGGGCGGUGCCUUGUGGUGGACAGCAACCCCAUCCGCCAACAGGCAAGCCCGCCCGCCUUGCUGCUCCCAUACCCCCCUCUGCUGCCUGCUGCGUGGUCAUCACUGCUGUCGCGACUGGGCAUGGACGUGGAUCUCUCAGACAGUGUGGCGGACGCCGUUGCUGCCCUGCAGUGCGCCCCACCCGCCCUGCACCCCGGGGACAUGGACUGUGGGCAGGCAGCAGGGGCAGCAGCAGCGGCGGCAGGGGCAGGGGCAGAGACGGUGGGCAGAGGAGGGUUCACGUCAUUGGCAGAUGAUGGCGUGGGUGGGGAGGACGAGGGGGAUAGUGGGGCGAAAGAGGGGUGUGGUGGGGGGCAGGACAUGGGGGCAGGGCAGGCAGAGCAGAGGGCAUGGGGUGAGUGCAGAGAGGGCGAGCGUGGGGAGGGGGUGGUGGAAGGGCGUGUGGGGAGGAAGGAGCCGGGUGAGGGGGAGCAGUCACAGGCGCACGCACAGGCACAACAGCAACAGCAGCAGCAGCAGCAGCAGCAGCAGCAGCAGCAGCAGCAGCAGCAGCAGCAGCAGCGGGCAGAGGCAGAGGCAGAGGGAGAGCAGCAGUGGGAGGAGAGUGCAGAGUCGCUAGUGUUGCCUGGCAUCUCAUCCAAGCUCGUGCUCGUGGCUCAGGCAACGAGUGAGGACAUGGCAUUGGCAGCAGCAUCGCAUGGCUUCUCCUGCAUCGCCCUCAAGCCCCUUCAAACACCAGUGCUCGCUACAGCCAUGCUGCAGGCCCUGGGUGUGAGUGCGAGGGAGGUGCAGCAGGCAGCAGCGCAGCAGCAGCAGUUGCACCUCAGACGACUUCUGCGAGGCAAAGUGGUGCUGGUGGUUGACCCGUGCUUCACCACGCGCAAGGCAGCAGCAGUGGCCAUCUCCCAGUUCGCCGAUGCAGCCUGUGCCGUGGCCUCACCAGCAGAGGCCCUCGCACGCCUCUCCCCGCCCCACCACUUCCACCUCGUGCUGCUCUCCCUCUCCCUCCCCGACCUCCCCCCAGCACUAUUUGUGCAGCGCUUGCGGGAAAUGGAGGCUGCAGCACCUGGGGAUGCUGCGGGGGGAAGCGGAGAAGGCAGGGGAGUUUUGAGAGAGGCUGCGGAAAUGCCUAGAAGCGCCAGUGGCGGCAGUGCUGCAGCUGGUGUUCCUGUAGAGGACGCAUGCGGCAGCAAUGCCUGCAGCCAUUCCUCUCCCUUCCGUUCCCCGCACGUUUCCGCCGCGUCGUCGUUCUCCUCCUCCUUUUCCGGUAGGAAGCUCGUCGCGCCAUGCAUACCACGGCCGGCGGUAGCCCGCGAUCAGCGGCGGUUGGCAGUAGUCUCGGCAAUUGGGAGCGCGGAGAGCGGAGGCGCGGAUGCGUUGGGGAUGGCGGGCGAGGCGUACGGACAGAUGGCCGAGGCGCUGCUUAACGGAUUGCCGCCCGAAGUGGAGCAGGCGGUGGUGGCGGUGCAUCGCGAGAUCGCGCAACUCGCGGCGGACGCCGGCCUCUCCAUUCCGCUCGACGACCCGGCGUCGUUGCGCCAGUGGACGGUGGCGCUGGUGCUGCUCGUGCUGUACGCCGCCGCGCCCCCCGCGCCGCUCAUGGGGCUGCUCGACUUCCUCGUCGCGCCCCAGCACGCGCGCACCGACAAGGAGCUGGAUCCGGCGCGGGUGAAGGUGGGGCGACAGAUAGGCGAGGGCAGCUUUGGCGUGGUGUACGAGGGUUUCAUUUCCAACGGCAAGGCGGGCAAGGAGGGGCGGUGGGAGCGGAGGGUGGUGUUGAAGCGAGUGAAGACGCGAGUGAAGCACUCUGAUGAGAUGAGAGACGUCGAACUCUACAUGAACCACCGCCUGCAGCGCACGGCGCCGGGCGUGUGUGCGCGGUUCAUAGGCACCAUGCAGGUGGCGCCGGAGCAGGCCAGCGGCAAGCUCGAGGAGGGCGUGUGGCUGGUGUGGGAGUACCAGGGCGAUCGCACGCUGGACCAGUUCCUGCGCCACCGCUCCUACCCGCUCAACCUCGCCAAACACGUGCUCGGGGUGGACGACGCCUUGUUGCGGGGCAGCAAGGGCAGCGGCUCGGAGGAGAGGGAGCAGCAGGUGUGGAUGGAGUGGGAGGUGGCGCAGGAGGUCAUGAGGCAGAUUCUCUCCGACCUCAAGCACCUGCACUCCUGUGGAGUGGUGCACAGGGACGUGAAGCCGUCGAACCUGAUACUGGACGAGCUCGCGGGCAGUCUGUGCCUCAUCGACCUGGGCGCCUGUGUCGACCUGCGCUCCGGCCACAACUACGUACCCAACGAGACGGUGAUGGAUCCCAAGUACUGUGCACCGGAGCGCUUCGUCAUGCCGCCCGGCACCACGCCACCCCUGCCGCCCGACCCGCUGGCAUCGCUGCUGUCGCCCUUCCUCUGGGCGCUCAAUACACCCGACCGCUUUGAUGUCUACUCCGCUGGCAUAGUGCUGAUGCAGCUGUGCAUGAAGCGACUGCGCAAUGCGUCUGCUCUGAAGGAUUUCAACGAGGAGUUGAGGCGGUGCGACCACGAUCUGGGCAAGUGGAGGGCGACGUUCAACCCCAGCGAUGACGACAUGGCCGUGCUUGACGCCAAUGGGGGAGCGGCAUGGCAGUUGGCGCAGCAGCUGUCGAGGAAGCGACCCAACCACGAGGAGGCCGUGUGGCCAAGUGCCAUGGGCGGGCGGCCCUCCGCAGCCCAGGCGCUGCGCCACGCGUUCUUCUCCAUGCGCGCGCCAGAGCCCUUCCGCGCGUCACGCCUGGCAGCCGCCACACAGGCAGCGCUGUCAGGCACGGCGUAUGCCACGCUGGGGCGCGGCGGGGGCGCCAUGGCGCAGGCCAAGGCGCGCGCUGCCCAGGAGAAGGCGCGGGUGGCGGGGCGGGUGGAGGGGCGCAAGGGCAGGGCGGGGGAGGAGAAGGGGGAGAAGGCCAAGGCGCGGAAGGAGGCUGGGGAGAAGGGGGGGGGUGCUGGGGGAAGGGGAGGGGAGGGGAUGGGCGUUGAAGGGCUUGUGAUGGCGUGGGGGGGGAGGGGUAAGGGGGAGAGAGAGGAUUCAGGGAGUGAAGGGAAGAGGGCCGGUGGGAAGAAGCAAGGGGGGAAGGGCGCGGAGGGAUCAGGGGAGGGGAGGGUGGAGGAGGGGGUGGUGUUUGCGCUGCAGCAGAUGUGGGCGGCUAGCAAUGGGGGAGGGGGGAGUGGCAGUGAGAGCAGGGAGAAGGGACGAGAGGAGGGUGUGGGGUCGGAUGGCAGUGGGAAGGGCGAGAGACGGGCGAGGAAGGCAGGGAAGGGGGAGGAGGGGGCGAAGGGGGAAAGGCAAGGGGCGGCAGCAGGCAAGGGGGAGGCGCAGGGGCAGGCGGGCGCACUGGGGGCAUUGGGCGCGCUGGGCGCAGGGGGGGGAGGGCAGGGGGCGGAGGUGGUGCUGGAGGCGCUGAGGCGGGUGCUGGGGGAGGGGGUGGGGGCGGAGGGGGGGAAGGGGGAGCAGGGCGCAGUGGAGGGGCCGGCAGUGCGGUGGGGGGAGGGGGGCGUGCAGGGCAUGGUGAGCGAGGGGCGGCGGGUAGUGAGGGAGGCGUUUACUGGCGCUGUGGUGGCGCAUGCGGAGGCGUACAGUGGGGGGUCGGAGGGCAGGGCGGGGGACAAGGGCUCUGGGUCGGGCAAGGACAAAGGGUCUGACAAGGAGGGCGGGUCGGGCAGGGAGAAGGGAUCAGGCAAGGAUGGGAGUGGGGCGAGCAGGGAGAAGGCAGCAUCGGGUAAGAGCAAAGGGGGAUCAGGGAAGGGGGAUGGAGGCGAUGGGGGUGGGAGCAAGGGCAGUGGCAGGGGGGAGGCGAAGGAGGCAGGUGGGAAGGCGAGGAGGAAGAAGGAGGAGGGCAAGGGGGCGCGCAAGAGAGAACUUGUGGCAGCAGCAAUGGGCAGCAGCGGCAGUGGCAGCAGUGGCAGCGCAGUGGAGCUACCAUUCGACCUGCAGCGCUCCAAGGUGGCGGCGGCCUAUGUGCUGGGGUCCGCUGCUGCCUCCCUCGCCCGCCUCUUCGUCCCCCUCCAACCCUCCCCCGCCGCCACCGCUGCCAGCGCCCGCCCUGCACCAGCGCCUGCUGCUGCAGCCCCAGCAGCAUCAGUGCCAGUAGCAGUGCCAGCAGCGCUAGCAGCAGCGGCAGCGUCUAGUAAGAGAGCAGCAGCGGCAGCAUCAGCAUCAGCAUCAGCAGCAGCAUCAGUUGCAGCUUCAAAUAAGAGAGCAGCAGCUGCGGCAUCAGAUGCAGCAGUGCCGGCAGCUGCUGCAGCAGUGGCAGAUGGAGGUGCGGCGCAGCAGCAGGGGGGACAGGUGGGAGGGCAGGCAGGCGAGCGGACGAGUGCAGGCGAUGCACGACAGGUGAAGGGGAUGGGGGAAGGCGAGGCAGGUGGGGCAGGGGGGGGAGGGGCACUAGCACAGGCGCUGCUGCAGUGGGUGAGGGGAAGGGCAGGCGGGGGAAGUGAUGCAGGCGAGGGGAACAAGGGAGCAGCAGCACAGGGCGAUGGGGGGCGGGGAAGUGUCAAAUCCAAGGGUGGUCGAGGAGGGGAGGGUGGUGAGAGGAGAGCGGGGAAGCGAGGGAAUGGGGGGGAGAGUGGGGGUGGUGGGAUCUCGGGAGUGCGAGUGAGGUGGGGCCUGCUGGGGCUGGCAGCCAAGGGCGUGGAGAGAGGCAUGGAGCGGGCCAGAGGGGCAGGCAGGGGGGGCGUGGGAGGCGUGGGGGUGAAUGGCAGGAUGGGCGGGGUGAGACUUAAGCCCAGUGCCACUGCUGACGUGGCAGACCCCGUGACGGACAACGGCAUCAUCACUGACAUCACUCUGGAUCCCCAGGCCAUUGCUGACGUCAGCCUGCUGCUGGCGCUGUGCAGUCAGGGCGACGAGGAGGAGAGAGAGAGUGGGGGGGAGAGUGGAAGCGAGGGGGGGAGUGAGAGGAGCUCUGCAGGAGUAGGGAAGCAAAUGCCUUACAAUAGCAGCAGCAGCAGCAGCAGCAGCAGCAGCAGCGGUGCGGUUGAAGCAGAGCAAACUGCGUCUGCCACAUUAGGCGCCUCUUCAGCACAAGAGGACCUCUCCGUCCCUGCAGUCUUGGACGUAUCUGCAUCUGCACGCGCCCUGCCCCCCACCUCGUCCCCUCUGGACGCCGAUGCGCACCCGCUGGCGGCAGCGCUGCUGGCAGAGGGCGGUGUGGGCGGUGGCGAGGGGGCGGUGGGUGUGCAGCAGGCAGAGGUGCGGGUGGGGGAAGAUGGGAGUGUGCGAGUGAGUGCGAGCGUGGGGGGCGUGGAGAGCACUGUGCUGCUGCAAGCCGACAGCACUGGGGCGCUCGUCAUGGCCGUGGGGGGAGGAGCCACUGCUGGCCAGGCACCCGAAAGAGCACCAGCAGCAGCGGCAGCAGCAGAGGGCGCAAAGGCGAGUGCAGUGGCAGCGGGUGGCGUGGGAGAGUCCUCUCUGUCUGCUGCCUCGCCACAGCCCCUCCCCGCCUCUGCCACUGUGGGGGAGACUGUCUCGGGGCAGGCUGUGCUGCCGCUGUGGGGGUGGCUGGGAGGACGAGAGCCAGCCAGAGAGGCACUGGCAGAGGCAGCGGCUCAGCUCGCUGCAAUCAGAAGCAAGCUGCCCUCCGCCUCCGCACCUGCAACCCCCACCUCUCCACCAGAACUAUCUCCCUCCACCUCUCUGCCCGCUGCUUCCCCGCCUGCACCCUCGGAUUUGGCACCUACACUGGCGCCCACAGAGAAUGCAGCCUUGGUUGCUGGCGGUUGUGCGGAGGAGGAGGCAAGUGGGGAGGAAGAGAUGCAGAAGCAACUGUUGUCUGCUGAUGAUGUGCCGGCUGUGCCUGCUGUGGCUGAGCCAUCAGUCACGGAAGAGAAACGUGAGGAGGCAAGUCAAGGGUUGGGAGUGGAAGGGGCGCAGAGAGAAACAGCAGAGGGAACGUUGGUGGUGAGACCGGGUGCAGGAGAGAAAGCUGGGUUUGAGAGCACAACUGUUUUCAGUGUGGAUGCCAGAGUGGGGGAGAAGCUGGGGCAACAAGGGAGUAGCAAUAAUAACAGCAGCAGCAGCAGCAGCAGCAGCAGCAGCAGCAGCAGCAGCAGCAGCAGCGGUGGUGUGCUGCAUGGGCUGCAGGAGCAGCUUUCAGUGGGCCUGUCUCCCUUCGCCAGCGCCAUUCGCGCCCUCACCGGGGUGUCACUGUGGGGCGGGGGGCAGAGGGUGCAGGCUGGCAUGACAGAGGCGCAGGUGAGGGAGCAGCUGGAGGAGCUGAGGCGGAAGAGGGAGGCGCGCCGGGCGGGGGCAGAGGGGCUGAACGCUGCUCUGGCGGGGCUCAACAGCCAGAUGGUGGACCUGCAGGCCACACUGCAGGAGAACAAGCAAGCCGUCACGGAGCAGAAGAAGAUUCUUACUCGGGAUUGCGAUAUUCUCUCGCCCAUAAUUGACAGCAUAUCGUGCAUCCACGAGAACAAGGAAAACCUGGAGCUCGGCAGUUUCGAGGAGCGGCUGGUGGACGCCUUUUGCCGCGGAACCCUCGACGCCGAGGUGCCGCGAGCCAUCGACGACAUCAUCGCCCUUGCACAGCGCCUCAGCCUCUCGCACGGCGACACCCACGCUCGCGAAACGAGCCACGCGAGCGACGCUGAUUCGCCAGUCUCUGUCGUCCGGCGAUCGCCCCUGAACGACAUCUCGUCGCUCCACAGUGACGACGACGAUCAGGUAAGCCUUGGAAACCGCUCUUUGCUCUCAGUCUCCUUGCCGUGUCAGACGCCGUUCUGA
This is a messenger RNA of Closterium sp. Naga37s-1, 9168 nucleotides long. NCBI's taxonomy places the organism in Eukaryota, Viridiplantae, Streptophyta, Zygnematophyceae, Desmidiales, Closteriaceae. The record is from the annotation of a GenBank genome assembly.